Messenger RNA from Emiliania huxleyi CCMP1516, 1638 nucleotides. RefSeq lists its product as hypothetical. Lineage: Eukaryota; Haptophyta; Isochrysidales; Noelaerhabdaceae. The record is from RefSeq and is a predicted model, not a curated record. The coding region runs from base 1 to 1638 and encodes 545 amino acids. The transcript is spliced from 4 exons. Gene Ontology annotation, biological process: ribosomal subunit export from nucleus; translational initiation; translational termination. Gene Ontology annotation, molecular function: iron ion binding; ATP binding; ribosomal small subunit binding.
AUGCCCAGCAAAGCGAAACGGAAGGGGCAGACGAGCCGCACGCUUGCCGACGAGGGUCUCCUCCGGGGCGUUAAGGACCCGCCUGCGUGGUUUGCCGAGCAGCGGCCACUUCACCAGUUCGGGGACGCCUUCCGGCUGUACGGGCUCCCCAGCCCUCGGGCAGCGCAGGUCCUCGGCAUUCUGGGUGCCAAUGGAUGCGGCAAGUCCACUGUACUCUCCAUCUUCUCGGGCAGCCUUCAGCCCAACCUUGGUGCAUCGGCGCCGCCCAAGGACUGGGUCCGUGCGGCGCCGGUGCGCACUGGAAUCAGGUCGCUGCUCGCCAGCCAACCGCGCGUUGCGUCCAAGCCGCAGUACGUCGAGGAGGUGGCCGCCAAGUACGCGGGCCGCCAUGUCGGCUCGGUGUUGGAGCAGGAGGACACGCGCGCAGCCGGCGCGGUUGUUGUGGAGCAACUGGAGCUCGCUCACUUGUGGGAGAGGACGGUGGAUACACUCUCCGGCGGCGAGCUGCAGCGCUUUUCGAUUGCGCUUGUCUGCGUGCAGACCGCAGACCUGUAUAUCGUUGACGAGCCCUCCUCCUUUCUCGACGUUCGGCAGCGCCACAAAAACAUCGAGUGGCUUUAUCCAGGCGACCGCUACGUCCUCGUGGUCGAACACGACCUCGCGGUGCUCGACUACCUCGCGGACAUGGUCGUACUCGUGGUUGGAGCGCCCAAUCAGUACGGGAUGGUGUCCUUGCCCUACCGCACGGGCGUCGGCAUCAACAUGUUUCUGCGUGGUGCCGUCCCUCGCGUCACCAGUGCAGGUGAGCUCCCGUUCCGCGAGACAGUCCUCGACUUUGGAGCCAGGGCGCCGCCACAGGUCGGGCCGUGCUGGCACUACCCGGCGGCAGUGAUCACCCGGCCGGGCGCCUUCCGGCUGCAGGUUGCGGCGGGGGCGUUCAACGCGGGUGAGAUUGUGGUGCUGCUCGGCGAGAACGGCACGGGCAAGACCACGUUCAUGAAGCUGCUGUGUGGGGAGGUCGACCCGGAUGGCGGGAAGGGGGUCUUUGAGCGCCGCCGCGUGGCGUACAAGGCGCAGGAUCCGGCGGAUCUCCGCGCGCGGCACGCGGGUACGGUGCAGGAGGCGCUGGCAAGCGCCGCUGCGGGCGAGUUGCCGCCGGCGGAGGAGCUCGAGCUCGUGGCGACAAUGCUUGAGCGGCCAGUCUCGUCGCUCAGCGGCGGAGAGCUGCAGCGGCUGGCGAUCGUGCUCGCCCUUUCCGUGGAUGCCGAGGUCGUCCUGAUGGACGAGCCCUCCGCGUAUCUCGAUGCCGAGCAACGCAUCGCCACUUGCCAGGCCAUCCGACGCUGCAUCUCGCGGACUGGCCGAAUGGCGCUCGUGGUGGAGCACGACUUUAUGAUGGCCAACUACCUCGCCGACCGCGUGGUGGUCUUCUCGGGCGAGCCGGGGCGCUCCUGCGCCCUGUCCGCGCCGCUGCCGGUGGAGGAGGGUAUGAACUCGUUCCUGGCGCACGUGGGCGUGACCUUCCGCUGCGAUCACGACAGCGGACGGCCGCGGGUGAACAAGCCGCAGAGCGCCAAGGACCGGGCGCAGACGCGGGCCGGGACCUACUACGUGCUUAACGCGGUGGGCGAAGAUUAG